Molecule: messenger RNA, 22707 nt
Organism: Condylostylus longicornis
Lineage: Eukaryota; Metazoa; Arthropoda; Insecta; Diptera; Dolichopodidae
Product: extracellular matrix-binding protein ebh-like
Exons: 16
Coding region: 16-21432 (7138 amino acids)
Source: RefSeq, a predicted model, not a curated record
AGAAUAUUUUGAAAUAUGAGUGAAAAUAAUGAAAUACAGUUUGAAAGUGAUAAAAAUAGUUUUGACAGUGGCAUCUUUUCGCACGAGAAUAUUAACUAUAACGAAAAUUUAAUAAACUAUAAUGAAAUUUUGAGAAAAUUGAAUGCUGAGAAAAAAUUUCGUGAUGAAUUGAGAAAACGUUUAAGUCAAUUAACUGAUCGCAGAGCCAAAAAAAAGAAACCAGAACCAUGUAAUGUUUGCUUUACAGAAUUAGAUGUUGAUGACAUUAAAAUUUGUGUACCUUGUUGCAGUUGCGAGAAAUCAAUAUGUCGUGGUAAAAACUGUUCUUAUUGGUUACCAAAAUCAGCAAGAUGGGAAUGCCAAUUAUGUAAUUUAAGUAAAGCAUCACAAUGUCGUACAACUGAAUGGAUUAAUAAACAAACAUUGGCCGAAAAUGAAAUUUAUCAUCCGAUGAAAGCCAGAAGUGAACUAAAUAUUCCAAUAAUAGAUGAUAGAAUGUCAAUGACAGGAAGCUUAAACUAUUUACCUGGGUACAGUCCUGCACCAUCAACAUAUGGCAUGAAUUUAGAUAGAGAAAAAAUAAGAAAUCAUGUUGAAGAUGUUUUAGCCGAAAUGCUUGGUGGUUCACUUGAUAAUAUUUCUGUUGGUCCAAUGUCAAGGAAUACGCAAUAUUUACCAUUAUGGGAGAGUAAUUCUUCAAAUAAUUUGGAUAAUAUUAAUCCUACUAAUAUAUCGCAUAUUAAAUUAAAGCGAUUAAUAGAAAGGAUUAUAGAUGAAACACUUCGAAUACCACAAUUAACUGAUUUUAGUGGAGUACCACAACAUUUAACAAGCAGUGAUAAUCUUUUACAACCACAUUAUGAGAGACGGCAUAAGAAUAGAAAUUCAAAUAGAAAAUAUAAUAAUAAAAUAAGUAAAAGUAAUGAUGAUUUUGGUUAUGACAUGAUAGAAGGAAAUAAUCCUCAAUAUUUUGACCCAAAAAGAUAUCAAGAGCUAUUGGCUACUGCUGUUUUAAAUAAGAUUGUAGAUACAUGUGCCACAGAAAGGAGAUCCGUCAGCGAGAGCUCCAUUAAAUGUAUUGAUAAUAAUCAAAAUAAAAUUCCCAUCACAACUGAAUUAUGUACUGAAUCUUCCUCAUCUAGUUCACAUGAUCCCCGAAGCGAUAGUAGCUUAACAGAUCCUGUACAAGAUAUUAAUCAUAACAAUUUAGCUUCACAUUUAUACGCCAAUGUCCUUAAUGAAAAUUUUGAUUUAGAAUCUGCAAUAAGUGAAAGUAGAGCAAGUUUUCGAAAUAUUCAAUCGGAUAAUGAUUCAUUCGAAGAUUAUGCUUCUGUAGCAUCAGGAGCUGAUAGUACUUGGGAAGAAAACUGGCUAUUUAAAAAGCGUAAAUUAUUAACACAUCCUACUGCUCCUAUUGGUAUGUUGGUUCCCGCCCCCAAAGAAGAUAUUAAAGCAAUGAUUGGAGAUAAAAGCGCUGAUGAAAUCAGUGAUUUUUCUGAAAAUGAAGAAAGUGAUGAAACCAAUGCGAAUAAUAACGAUUCUGGGCCUGAAAAUUAUAGAAUGCAAAAUAAAGUAGUAAUCGGGGGUCAGAAUGUUGUCGGUUUAUUUGACGACCUAAUGGAACAAACUAGUUUUAUAUCACAAACUAGUUCAGUGACUGACAAUGUUGUCCCUUAUAUCGAAACAAAAAAUGAUUAUGUUGACUAUAAAUAUGGCCUAAAUGUUACAGAAAAUUCAAACUUAGAUCUUAAUUGUACAGGUAUCACAUUGAAAACAGAGGCUGUUAAUACGGUUAUAGGAGUUAAUAUUGGAAAAAAUGAUGAUGAGAUAAAUGAGCAAAAAACUGAAAACAAUGAUAAUGCUGAGUGCAUGAACCUUAUAAAAUCAGAAAUUAAUCCACAAGCUACCGAUACUGAUCCUAAAGAAGCUGAAUCAAAUGAAAACGUAGAUAGUAAUUCAAAUACAGAUGAUCUAACGAUGGAGAGCCGAGGAAACCAAAGAAGACGACAUUCUGCUAUAGAAUUUUUAGCUGCAAUCGCACUCGGACCAGUUUUGACUGUUUUCUCUCCUGAUAUUGAGGAAGAUGUUUUAAAAACUAUUACAAAUAAAACUGACGUUGUGAGUAUUCUUACCGAUUCGGAAGAAGUUAUUUCAGAUGUUCCCGAAGAAAAAUACUACGAUGUCGAAAGCCCAUCCACUCAUCAUGGAAUGCCCUGUCCAAGUCCGAGUAUUGAAGCAACGGAAUCUGGUAUGUGCACGCCUACUACGAAACAAGCAAGCUCCGGAUAUGCAACUCCUGAAUCAGGAAUAUCAACUCCAAUUUUAAAACAUCGACUGGAAGACAUCGAAUCGGGCAAAAUUAGUCCAACAAAACAAGUACGAUUUAACGAGCAACCAGUAGUUAUAAAUAAUAAAAGAACUUCAUUUCAAAAUGGUAACAUAAGCGAUUCACUGAUUGCAAGUGCUUUUGUUGAUCAUAUUAUAAAAACUAUGGAAGAAAAGCAGUUAUGCAGUAAUGAUGAACCAAAUGGAAACUAUAGCAACUCAGAACAACGAGAUGAUUCUCAACAAGACAAAAUUGAUGGAAACAACCUCAGUGAAAUCGAUUCAAACCCCAUUUUGCUACCAUCAGAUGUUUUGCUACACAUAUCACAACUUCUAAGUGAUAUAGAAAUAGGACCACUAAAAUGUGAACUCCAAACUCCGGUACAGCCAUUACCUUUUGAUGACGAUUUAAAUAUUUUCAUCUGUCCACCUCCUCCUUCCAUGGAUGAAAUCAGAAUAGUUUUGCCCCAACCAGCCAAAGAGCUAAAAGAAAUUAAUGAGGUCAAAAAUAAGCUUGAGAGUCAUAUUAGCACAGAACACAGUGAUGAUAAUUACAAUAAAAAUGAAACUUUCCAAAUCGAAAUAGCAGAAUUGCCGCUUAAUCCUGCAACUAACGUAGGAGGUAAUUACGUAGAACUUUCUGAAGAUUCAACAGCAAAUAUUUCCUCAAAAAAUCUGGAAUAUGUAAACAAUAUUUCGGAACAGACAAAAAAAACAAAGUCGAUCCAAGAAUUAAAAACUGAAGUUUGUAUCGAACUGGAGACGACUCAAGUAACAAAACCAACAUUGCAAUCUGAAAAAUGUGAAACAAGCCCAAAACAAUCGUUGCAAGAAGAAAACUUACAAACUGACUCUCUAGAAAAGCCGUCAAAAGAAAAAUCGCCUGUGGACACAAUACCGACAAACUUAACAACUGAAAGUGAGAGCUUCCAAAAGACUUUAGACAAGAUAUCAACAGAAAUUUUACAAGAGGGUUCAAUCUCGAAAUGUGAAAAACAGCCAAAAAAACAGUCAGAAUUGGAAUCAAAUUUAAUAAAAAAGACUUCGGAAAGGCCCUCAUACGAAAAUUCACAAACGCAUGAAAUUUCAAAUAGGGUCUUAGUUGAAAUUCAAAAUUCAGAAGAAUUAAAAGACGCAAAACCUAUAGAAGAAGCAAAAACUGAUAAAUCUGUUAUAACUGAAUCCACUGAUAUAAAUAAAACAAAAGUGCCUACCCAGCCGGAAAAUACUACGCAGCUCAAACAAAAUCAACUCCCUGACACAACAAUAACUCAAUCAAUCAGUGAAAUAAAAUCAGAACAACAUUCAGAAACGAAAUCAAAUUUUGUAAAAGAUACUUCAGAAAAGAUACCAAUUGAAAUUUCACGAGCGGUCGGCUGUUCUGAUAAUACGUCAAUUGAAGUUCAAAGUUUAGUGCAAGCAAAAGAGGAAAAGCCUAUCGAAGAAUCAAAAGCCGAUAGUUCUGUCGUAAGUGAAUCCAUUAAAAUAAAAGAAACAGAAAUGCUAUCUCAACUUGAAGAUACUACGCAACUGACUCAGAAUGAACUCUCUGAUACAACAACUACUCAACCAGUUACUGAAAAAAAGCCACAACAUUCUGAACCGGUAACAAAUUCAGUAAAAGAUACUUCAGACACGAUAUCAUCAAUCCAAAGUUCACAAGCGAAUGCAUGUUCUGAUAAAAUGUCAGUUGAAGUUCAAAAUUUAGUGCAAACAAAACAGGUAAAGCUUAUUGAAGACGCAAAAACCGAUAGUUCUAUCGUUAAUGAAUGCACUGCAAUAAAAGAAACGCAAGUGCCACUUCAACCUGAAAAUACUACGCAACUGAAUCAAAAUGAACUCUCCGACACAAAAAUUACUCAACCAGCUAGUGAAAAUAAGCCACAACAUUCAGAACCUGUAACAAAUUCAGUAAAAAAUACUUCAGAAACAAUAUCAAUCGAAUGUUCACAAACAGUUGGCUGUUCUGAUAAUACGUCAGUUGAAGUUCAAAAUUUAGUACAAGAAAAAGUAGAAAAGCCUAUCGAAGAAGCAAAAACUGAUAGUUCUGCCGUAGUUGAAUCACCUGAAAUAAAAGAAAUAGAGGAGCCACCUCAACUUGCAAAUAUUGCGCAACUCAAUCAAAAUGAGCCUCCUGUUACAACAAUAAUUCAACCAGUUAGUGAAAAUAAGCCACAACAUUCAGAACCGGUAACAAAUUCAGUAAAAGAUACUUCAGAAACGAUAUCAAUCGAAGGAUCACAAGCGGUCGACUCUUCAGAUAAUACCUCAAAUGAAGUUCAAAAUUUAGUGAAAGCAAAAGAGGAAAAGCCUAUCGAAGAAGCAAAAACCGAUAGUUCUGUCGUAAGUGAAUCCACUGAAAUAAAAGAAACAGAAAUGCCAUCUCAACUUGAAGAUACUACGCAACUGACUCUGAAUGAACUCUGUGACACAACAACUACUCAACCAGUUACUGAAAAAAAGCCACAACAUUCUGAACCGGUAACAAAUUCAGUAAAAGAUACUUCAGACACGAUAUCAUCAAUCCAAAGUUCACAAGCGAAUGCAUGUUCUGAUAAAAUGUCAGUUGAAAUUCAAAAUUUAGUGCAAACAAAACAGGUAAAGCUUAUCGAAGACGCAAAAACCGAUAGUUCUAUCGUUAAUGAAUGCACUGCAAUAAAAGAAACGCAUGUGCCACUUCAACCUGAAAAUACUACGCAACUGAAUCAAAAUGAACUCUCCGACAUAAAAAUUACUCAACCAGCUAGUGAAAAUAAGCCACAACAUUCAGAACCUGUAACAAAUUCAGUAAAAAAUACUUCAGAAACAAUAUCAAUCGAAUUUUCACAAACAGUUGGCUGUUCUGAUAAUACGUCAGUUGAAGUUCAAAAUUUAGUACAAGAAAAAGUAGAAAAGCCUAUCGAAGAAGCAAAAACUGAUAGUUCUACCGUAGUUGAAUCAACUGAAAUAAAAGAAAUAGAGGAGCCACCUCAACCUGCAAGUGUUGCACAACUCAAUCAAAAUGACCUUCCUGUUACAACAAUAACACAACCAGUUAGUGAAAAUAAGCCACAAUAUUCAGAACCGGGAACAAUUUCAGUAAAAGAUACUUCAGAAACGAUAUCAAUCGAAAGAUCACAAGCGGUCGGCUGUUCUGAUAAUACAUCAGUUGAAGUUCAAAAUUUAGUAGAAGUAAUAGAGGUAAAACCUAUCGAAGAACCAAAAACCGAUAGUUCUGUCGUAAAUGAUUCCACUCAAAUAAAAGAAACACAAUUGCCACCUCAACCUGAAAAUACUACGCAACUUAAUCAAAAUGAACUCUCUGAUAAAACAACUGCUCAAUCAGUUAGUGAAAAUAAGCCAAAACAUUCAGAACCGGUAAUAAAUUCAGUAAAAAAUACUUCAGAAACAAUAUCAAUCGAAAGUUCACAAGCGGUCGGCUGUUCUGAUAAUAACUCAGUUGAAGUUCAAAAUUUAGUAGAAGUAAAAGAGCUAAAACCUAUUGAAGAAGCAAAAACUGAUAGUUCUGCCAUAAAUAAUUCCACUGUAAUUAAAGCAACAGAAGUGCCACAUCAACUUGAAAGCACUGCGCAACUGAAUCAAAAUAACUUUGAUACAAAAAUUACUCAACCAGCUAGUGAAAAUAAGCCACAACAUUCAGAAACGGUAGCAAAUUCAGUGAAAGAUACUUCAAAAACGUCAGUUGAAGUUCAAAAUUUAGUACAAGAAAAAGUAGAAAAGCCUAUCGAAGAAGCAAAAACUGAUAAUUCUGUCGUAAAUGAAUCCAUUAAAAUAAAAGAAACAGAAGUGCCACCUCAACUUGAAAGCACUGCGCAACUGAAUCAAAAUAACUCUGAUACAACAAUAACGCAGCCAGUUAGUGAAAAUAAGCCACAACAUUCAGAACCGGUAACAAAUUCAGUAAAAGAUACUUUAGAAACGAUAUCAAUCGAAAGCUCACAAGCGGUCGGCUGUUCUGAUAAUACGUCAGAUGAAGUUCAAAAUUUAGUAGAAGUAAAAGCGGUGAAGCAUAUUGAAGAAGCAAAAACUGAUAGUUCUAUGGUAAAUGAAUCAACUGAAAUAAAGGCAACAGAAGUGCCACCUCAACUUGAAAAUAUAGAUCAACUGAAUCAAAAUAACUCUGAUACAACAAUAAUUCAACCAGUUAGUGAAAAUAAACCACAACAUUCAGAGGCGGUGACAAAUUCAGUUAAAGAUACUUCAGAAAAUAUAUCAAUCGAAAGUUCACAAGCGGUCGGCUGUUCUGAUAAUAACUCAGUUGAAGUUCAAAAUUUAGUAGAAGUAAUAGAGGUAAAACCUAUCGAAGAACCAAAAACCGAUAGUUCUGUCGUAAAUGAUUCCACUCAAAUAAAAGAAACACAAUUGCCACCUCAACCUGAAAAUACUACGCAACUUAAUCAAAAUGAACUCUCUGAUACAACAACUGCUCAAUCAGUUAGUGAAAAUAAGCCAAAACAUUCAGAACCGGUAAUAAAUUCAGUAAAAAAUACUUCAGAAACAAUAUCAAUCGAAAGUUCACAAGCGGUCGGCUGUUCUGAUAAUAACUCAGUUGAAGUUCAAAAUUUAGUAGAAGUAAUAGAGGUAAAACCUAUUGAAGAACCAAAAACCGAUAGUUCUGUCGUAAAUAUAUCCACUCAAACAAAAGAAAUAGAAGUGCCAUCUCAACUUGAAAAUACUACGCAAAUGAAUCAAAAUGAACUCUCUGAUACAACAACUGCUCAAUCAGUUAGUGAAAAUAAGCCACAACAUUCAGAACCGGUAAUAAAUUCAGUAAAAAAUACUUCAGAAACAAUAUCAAUCGAAAGUUCACAAGCGGUCGGCUGUUCUGAUAAUAACUCAGUUGAAGUUCAAAAUUUAGUAGAAGUAAAAGAGGUAAAACCUAUUGAAGAAGCAAAAACUGAUAGUUCUGCCAUAAAUAAUUCCACUGUAAUUAAAGCAACAGAAGUGCCACAUCGACUUGAAAGCACUGCGCAACUGAAUCAAAAUAACUUUGAUACAAAAAUUACUCAACCAGCUAGUGAAAAUAAGCCACAACAUUCAGAAACGGUAGCAAAUUCAGUGAAAGAUACUUCAAAAACGGCAUCAAUCGAAAAUUCACAAGCGGACGGCUGUUCUGAUAAUACGUCAGUUGAAGUUCAAAAUUUAGUGCAAGAAAAAGUAGAAAAGCCUAUCGAAGAAGCGAAAACUGAUAGUUCUGUCGUAAGUGAAUCAACUGAACUAAAAGAAAUAGUGGAGCCACCUCAACCUGCAAGUGUUGCACAACUCAAUCAAAAAGACCUUCCUGUUACAACAAUAACACAACCAGUUAGUGAAAAUAAGCCACAAUAUUCAGAACCGGGAACAAUUUCAGUAAAAGAUACUUCAGAAACGAUAUCAAUCGAAAGAUCACAAGCGGUCGGCUGUUCUGAUAAUACAUCAGUUGAAGUUCAAAAUUUAGUAGAAGUAAUAGAGGUAAAGCCUAUUGAAGAAUCAAAAACUGAUAGUUCUGUCGUAAAUGAUUCCACUGAAAUAAAAGAAACACAAUUGCCACCUCAACUUGAAAAUACUACACAGCUUAAUCAAAAUGAACUCUCUGAUACAACAACUACUCAACCAGUUAGUGAAAAUAAGCCGCAACAUUCUGAAACGGUAGCAAAUUUAGUAAAAGAUACUUCAGAAACGAUAUCAAUCGAAAGAUCACAAGCGGUCGGCUGUUUUGAUAAUACAUCAGUUGAAGUUCAAAAUUUAGUAGAAGUAAUGGAGGUAAAACCUAUCGAAGAACCAAAAACCGAUAGUUCUGUCGUAAAUGAUUCCACUCAAAUAAAAGAAACACAAUUGCCACCUCAACCUGAAAAUACUACGCAACUUAAUCAAAAUGAACUCUCUGAUACAACAACUGCUCAAUCAGUUAGUGAAAAUAAGCCAAAACAUUCAGAACCGGUAAUAAAUUCAGUAAAAAAUACUUCAGAAACGAUACCAAUCGAAAGUUCACAAGCGGUCGGCUGUUCUGAUAAUACGUCAAAUGAAGCUCAAAAUUUAGUGCAAGCAAAAGAGGUAAAGCCUAUCGAAGAACCAAAAACUGAUAGUUCUGUAAAUGAAUCAACUGCAAUAAAUCAGAAUCAACUCUCCGAUACAAAAACCACUCAACCAGUUAGUGAAAAUAAGCCACAACAUUCAGAAAUGGUAGAAGAUUCAGUAAAAGAUACUUCAGAAACGAUAUCAAUAGAAAAUUCACAAGCGGACACACGUUCUGAUAAUAUGUUAGUUGCAGUUCAAAAUUUGGCGCAAGUAAAAGUGGAAAAACCUAUCGAAGAAGCAGAAACUGGUAGCUCUGUCGUAAGUGAGCCAACUGAAAUAAAAGAAACAGAAGUGCCACCUCAACCUGAAAAUGCAGCGCAACUGAAUCACAAUGAACUCUCUGAUAGAAAAAUCACUAAACCAGUUAGUGAAAAUAAGCCAGAACAUUCAGAACCGGUAAGAAAUUCAGAACCGGUAGUUAUUUCAGUAAAAGAUACUUCAGAAACGAUAUCAAUCGAAAGCUCACACGCGAUCGGCGAUUCUGAUGAUACGUCAGUUGAAGUUCAGAAUUUAGUAGAAGUAAAAGAAGUAAAGCCUAUCGAAGAAGCAAAAACUGGUAGUUCUGUGGUAAGUGACUGUCAACUUGAAAAUACUACGCAACUGAAUCAAAAUGAACUCUCUGAUACAACAAUAACUCAACCAGCUAGUAAAAAUAACUCACAACAUUCAGAAAUGGUAGAAAAUUCAGUUAAAGAUACUUCAGAAACGAUCGAAACUUCACUAGCGGGCGAAAUUUCUGAUAAAAAGUCAGUUGAAAUUCAAAAUUCAGAACAAGUACAACACAUAGAGCUUAUAGGAGAAACAAAUACUAAUUCUCUCGCAAGUGAAUCAACUGCAAUAAAAGAACCAGAAGUGACAGUUCAAUCUAAAAACACAACAGAAUUCGGUCAAAUCGAGCUUCAUAAUUUAACACAAAAUAAGGCAACUACUGAAAUAAAACCACAACAGCAAGCACAAGUGGAAUCAAAUUUAAAAGCAGAAAUUUUGAAAAAGCCACUAAUCGAAAGCUCACAUGCGGAUACCAUUUUGGAAAGCGAAAAACAACCACAAAAGAGAUCAGAAGUUAAAGCAGAAAUAAUAGAAACAUCGGAAACGCCAUCAAAUGAAAGAUCAGAAGUGGAUGUAACUGUUAAAAAUAAAUCAAAUGUAAUACAAAAUUCAGGAAAAGAAAACGACACGAAGCCUAUCGAAAACGUGAAAACUGAUGGUUCCGUCACUUCCAAUGAAAUUUUUGAAAUAAAAAGACUGCAACCUGAAAAUACUAUACAACUGGAUCAAAUUAAACUUCCUAAUACAUCAGUACCUCAAUCAGCUAGUGAAAUAAAGCCAAAACCACACUCAGAAGAAGAAUUAAGUUCACCAAGAAACGUUUUGGAAAUUAUAUCAACUGAAAGAUCACCUGUGGAUGUAGCUUUGGAUAGUGAAACACAACAACAACCAAAAGUGAAAUCUAAAUUAACAGAAGAAGUUUCAGAAAAGUGUUUAAGCAAAAGUUCACAAGACAAAAAAGUUUCAGAAAAAAACGCAGUUGAAAUUAAAGAUUCAGGACAAGAAAAUAAUGCUAAACCUAUCGAAGAAGUAAAAUCUGCUAGUUCCGUCUUGAAUGAAUCUACUGACUCAAAAGAAACAGAAGUGUCAGUCCAAAUUCAAAUUGCAACUGAACUAGAUGAAAUUGAAAUUCGUUGUUCUACUAAAAAUGAGGAAAGUGAAGAAAUAAAACCACAGCGGGAAGCACAAGUGGAAGCAAAUUUAAUAAAAGAAACUUCCGAAAAACUAUCAAUUGAAAAUUCGCAAGUGGAUGCAACUUCGGAAAAUGAAACAAAAUUACAACCACAAUCAGAGGUGGAAUCGAAUUUAAUUAAAAAAACUUUAGAAAAGCCAUCAUUUGAAAAUUCAAUACCGAAUGCAGCUUCAAAUAACAUGUUAGCUGAAAUUCAAAAUUCAGAAGAAGUAAAAGAAACAAAGCUUAUAAAAGAAGUAAAAACUAGUCCUGUUAUAACUAAAUCAGUUGUAAUAAUGGAAGCAGAAGUGUCUGCUAAACUUGAAAAUAAUAUGGAAUUUCCAAAAAUGGAAAUUGUAAUUUCUAGGACAAAAGAUGGUGAGGAAAACAAUGAAACAAAGUUGAAACAACAUCCUCAAGAGGAGUUAGAUGUAAUGAAAACCACUUUAGAAACAUGUUUAAUCGAAGAUGUACAACUGAAUGAAACUUUGAAAGUUGAAACUCCUUUGUUGAAACCACUAAACGAAACAAACCCCGUCAAAGAACAAAAAUUUGAUACUACUGUCGAAACUGAGUCGCCUUCAACAAAAGAAAAUGAAUUCAAAUCCGGACCUGCAAAUACUAAAGAACUGAAUCAAAUGGUGGUGGGUGAUGCAACCAUUCAACUAAUGCGUGACACAAAAUUACAAGAACAGAGCCAAGGGGAGGCACUUUUAAUAGGAAAUGAAAGUCGAAAACUUGAUAUAAGUACAGAAACGGAGCCUAUCAAAACACUAAAAGACACGGCAAUAAAAGAAUUACCCGAGUUAAACACAGUGUAUGAAUUAGACGAUGAUAUUAUUAACUGUCAAACUUUUGAAAUAAUUUUACCACCACCUUUUGAAUUUCAAAACACUUCAGAGGAUGGAAGUUCCACCAAUAAACUAUUUAUAUCAAGUCAAAAUGAAAUUGUUAACGAAAGUUUAAAAAUAUCAUCACAAAAUAAAGAGACAACUUUAAAAUAUCAAUUACAAUCGGAACUGAAACCACAAUUCGAAGAAGCUUCUGAAAAGCCAUCAAAUGAAAAUUCACAAACAGUUGUAAUUGAAAAUUCACAAAAGCAAACAAAAAAUAAGCCUUUCGGAGAAGCAAAAGCGGAUAGCUCUGCUUUCGACGAAACCGAAGAAAUAAAAGUAAGACAAGUGCAAGCUCAACCUAAACAUACUGCACUACUAAAUGAAAAUGAAUUCCCUAAUACAAAAAUCACUCAAUCAAUCAGUGAAAUAGCGUUAGAACACUCAGAAACGGAAUCAAAUUCCAUAAGAGACACCUCAGAAACGAUAUCACUCGAAAGUUCACAAUUGGAUGUCAGCUCUAUAAAUAAGGAAGUUGAAGUUCAAAGCUUAGUACAAGUUAAAGACGAAAAAACUAAAGAAGAAACAAAAACUGAUAGUUCUAUGGUAAAUGAAUCCACCGAAAUAAAAGAAACAGAAGUUGCACUUCAACUUGAAAAUACUACGCAACUGAAUCAGAAUGAACUCUCUGAUACAACAAUCACUCAACCAGUCAGUGAAAAUAAGUCACAACAUUCAGAACCGGUAAAAAAUUCAGUAAAAGAUACUUUAGAAAGGAUAUCAAUCGAAAGCUCACAAGCGGUCGGCUGUUCUGAUAAUACGUCAGUUGAAGUUCAAAAUUUAGUUGAAGUAAAAGAGGUAAAGCCUAUCCAACAAGCAAAAACUGAUCGGUCUAUGAUAUAUGAAUCUACUGAAGUAACAGCAACAGAAGUGCCACUUCAACUUGAAAAUACAGCGCAACUGAAUCAAAAUGAACUCUCUGAUAUAAAAAUAACUCAACCAGCUUUUGAAAAUAAGCCACAGCAUUCAGAACCGGUAGCAAAUUCAGUAAAAGAUACUUCAGAAACAAUAUCAAUCGAAAGUUCACAAGCGGUCGGCUGUUCUGAUAAUACGUCAGUUGAAGUUCAAAAUUUAGUAGAAGUAAAAGAGGUAAAACCUAUUGAAGAAGCAAAAACUGAAACUUCUGUCGUAAAUGAAUCCACUGAAAUAAAAGAAACAGAAGUGCCAUCUCAACUUCAAAAUACUACGCAACUGAAUAAGAAUGAACUCUCUGAUACAACAAUAACGCAGCCAGUUAGAGAAAAUAAGCCACAGCAUUCAGAACCGGUAGCAAAAACAGUAAAAGAUACUUCAGAAACGAUAUCAAUCGAAAGCUCACAAGCAGUCGGCUGUUCUGAUAAUACGUCUGUUGAAGUUCAAAAUUUAGUAGAAGUAAAAGAGGUAAAACCUAUUGAAGAAGCAAAAACUGAUAGUUCUGUCGUAAAUGAAUCAACUGAAAUAAAAGAAACAGAAGUGCCAUCUCAACUUGAAAAUACUACGCAACUGAAUAAGAAUGAACUCUCUGAUACAACAAUCACUCAACCAGUCAGUGAAAAUAAGCCAAAACAUUCAGAACCGCUAACAAAUUCAGUAAAAGAUACUUUAGAAACGAUAUCAAUCGAAAGCUUACAAGCGGUCGGCUGUUCCGAUAAUACGUCAGUUGAAGUUCAAAAUUUAGUAGAAGUAAAAGAGGUAAAACCUAUUGAAGAAGCAAAAACUGAUAAUUCUGUUGUAAAUGAAUCCACUAAAAUAAAAGAAACAGAAGUGCCACCUCAACUUGAAAGCACUUCGCAACUGAAUCAAAAUAACUCUGAUACAACAAUAACGCAGCCAGUUAGUGAAAAUAAUUCACAACAUUCAGAACCGGUAACAAAUUCAGUAAAAGAUACUUUAGAAAGGAUAUCAAUCGAAAGCUCACAAGCGGUCGGCUGUUCUGAUAAUACGUCAGAUGAAGUUCAAAAUUUAGUAGAAGUAAAAGCGGUGAAGCAUAUUGAAGAAGCAAAAACUGAUAGUUCUAUGGUAAAUGAAUCCACUGAAAUAAAGGCAACAGAAGUGCCACCUCAACUUGAAAAUAUAGAUCAACUGAAUCAAAAUAACUCUGAUACAACAAUAAUUCAACCAGUUAGUGAAAAUAAACCACAACAUUCAGAGGCGGUGACAAAUUCAGUUAAAGAUACUUCAGAAAAUAUAUCAAUCGAAAGUUCACAAGCGGUCGGCUGUUCUGAUAAUAACUCAGUUGAAGUUCAAAAUUUAGUAGAAGUAAAAGAGGUAAAACCUAUUGAAGAAGCAAAAACUUAUAGUUCUGCCAUAAAUGAUUCCACUGUAAUUAAAGCAACAGAAGUGCCACAUCAACUUGAAAGCACUGCACAACUGAAUCAAAAUAACUCUGAUACAACAAUAACCCAGCCAGUUAGUGAAAAUAAGCCACAGCAUUCAGAACCGGUAGCAAAUUCAGUAAAAGAUACUUCAGAAACUAUAUCAAUCGAAAGUUCACAAGCGGUCGGCGGUUCUGAUGAUACGUCAGUUGAAGUUCAGAAUUUAGUAGAGGUAAAAGAGGUAAAACCUAUCGAAGAAGCAAAAAAUGAUAGUUCUUUGGUAAAUGAAUCCACUGAAAUAAAAGAAACAGAAGUGCCAUCUCAACUUCAAAAUAUAGAUCAACUGAAUCAAAAUAACUCUGAUACAACAAUAAUUCAACCAGUUAGUGAAAAUAAGCCACAACAUUCAGAGGCGGUAACAAAUUCAGUUAAAGAUACUUCAGAAACGAUAUCAAUCGAAAGUUCACAAGCAGUUGGUUGUUCUGAUAAUACGUCAGUUGAAGUUCAAAAUUUAGUAGAAGUAAAAGAGGUAAAACCUAUUGAAGAAGCAAAAACUGAUAGUUCUGCCAUAAAUGAUUCCACUGUAAUUAAAGCAACAGAAGUGCUACAUCAACUUGAAAGCACUGCGCAACUGAAUCAAAAUAACUCUGAUACAAUAAUAACCCGACCAGUUAGUGAAAAUAAGCCACAGCAUUCAGAACCGGUACCAAAUUCUGUUAAAGAUACUUCAGAAACAAUAUCAAUCGAAAGUUCACAGGCGGUCGGCUGUUCUGAUAAUACGUCAGUUGAAGUUCAAAAUUUAGUACAAGUAAAAGAGGUAAAACCUAUUGAAGAAGCAAAAACUGAUAGUUCUGCCAUAAAUGAUUCCACUGUAAUAAAAGCAACAGAAGUGCCACAUCAACUUGAAAGCACUGCGCAACUGAAUCAAAAUAACUCUGAUACAACAAUAAUUCAACCAGUUAGUGAAAAUAAGCCACAACAUUCAGAGGCGGUAACAAAUUCAGUAAAAGAUACUUCAGAAACUAUAUCAAUCGAAAGUUCACAAGCAGUUGGCUGUUCUGAUAAUACGUCAGUUGAAGUUCAAAAUUUAGUAGAAGGAAAAGAAGUAAAACCUAUUGAAGAAGCAAAAACUGAUAGCUCUGCCAUAAACGAUUCCACUGUAAUUAAAGCAACAGAAGUGCCACAUCAACUUGAAAACACUGCGCAACUGAAUCAAAAUAACUCUGAUACAACAAUAACCCAAUCAGUUAGUGAAAAUAAGCCACACCAUUCAGAACCGGUAGCAAAUUCAGUAAAAGAUACUUCAGAAACAAUAUCAAUCGAAAGUUCACAAGUGGUCGGCUGUUGUGAUAAUACGUCAGUUGAAGUUCAAAAUUUAGUAGAAGUAAAAGAGGUAAAGCAUAUUGAAGAAGCAAAAACUGAUAGUUCUAUGGUAAAUGAAUCCACUGAAAUAAAAGCAAAAGAAGUGCCACCUCAACUUGAAAAUACAGUACAACUGAAUCAAAAUGAACUCUCUGAUAUAAAAAUAACUGAACCAGUUAGUGAAAAUAAGCCACAGCAUUCAGAACCAGUAGCAAAUUCAGUAAAAGAUACUUCAGAAACAAUAUCAAAUGAAAGUUCACAAGCAGUCGGCUGUUCUGAUAAUACGUCAGUUGAAGUUCAAAAUUUAGUAGAAGUAAAAGCGGUAAAGCCUAGUGAAGAAGCAAAAACUGAUAGUUCUAUUGUAAAUGAAUCCACUGAAAUAAAAGCAAAAGAAGUGCCACCUCAACUUGAAAAUACAGUAGAACUGAAUGAAAGUGAACUCUCUGAUACAACAACAACCCAAUCAGUUAGUGAAAAUAAGCCACAGCAUUCAGAACCGGUAGCAAAUUCAGUAAAAGAUACUCCAGAAACGAGAUUAAUCGAAAGUUCACAAGCGGUCGGCUGUUCUGAUAAUACGUCAGUUGAAGUUCAAAAUUUAGUACAAGUAAAAGAGGUAAAGCCUAUCGAAGAAGCAAAAACUGAUAGUUCUGCCAUAAAUGAUUCCACUGUAAUAAAAGCAACAGAAGUGCCACAUCAACAUGAAAGCACUGCGCAACUGAAUCAAAAUAACUCUGAUACAACAAUAACCCAACCAGUUAGUGAAAAUAAGCCACAGCAUUCAGAACCGGUACCAAAUUCUGUUAAAGAUACUUCAGAAACAAUAUCAAUCGAAAGUUCACAAGCGGUCGGCUGUUCUGAUAAUACGUCAGUUGAAGUUCAAAAUUUAGUACAAGUAAAAGAGAUAAAACCUAUUGAAGAAGCAAAAACUGAUAGUUCUGCCAUAAAUGAUUCCACUGUAAUAAAAGCAACAGAAGUGCCACAUCAACUUGAAAGCACUGCGCAACUGAAUCAAAAUAACUCUGAUACAACAAUAAUUCAACCAGUUAGUGAAAAUAAGCCACAACAUUCAGAGGCGGUAACAAAUUCAGUAAAAGAUACUUCAGAAACGAUAUCAAUCGAAAGUUCACAAGCAGUUGGCUGUUCUGAUAAUACGUCAGUUGAAGUUCAAAAUUUAGUAGAAGGAAAAGAAGUAAAACCUAUUGAAGAAGCAAAAACUGAUAGCUCUGCCAUAAACGAUUCCACUGUAAUUAAAGCAACAGAAGUGCCACAUCAACUUGAAAACACUGCGCAACUGAAUCAAAAUAACUCUGAUACAACAAUAACCCAACCAGUUAGUGAAAAUAAGCCACACCAUUCAGAACCGGUAGCAAAUUCAGUAAAAGAUACUUCAGAAACAAUAUCAAUCGAAAGUUCACAAGUGGUCGGCUGUUGUGAUAAUACGUCAGUUGAAGUUCAAAAUUUAGUAGAAGUAAAAGAGGUAAAGCAUAUUGAAGAAGCAAAAACUGAUAGUUCUAUGGUAAAUGAAUCCACUGAAAUUAAAGCAAAAGAAGUGCCACCUCAACUUGAAAAUACAGUACAACUGAAUCAAAAUGAACUCUCUUAUAUAAAAAUAACUGAACCAGUUAGUGAAAAUAAGCCACAGCAUUCAGAACCAGUACCAAAUUCUGUUAAAGAUACUUCAGAAACAAUAUCAAUCGAAAGUUCACAAGCGGUCGGCUGUUCUGAUAAUACGUCAGUUGAAGUUCAAAAUUUAGUACAAGUAAAAGAGAUAAAACCUAUUGAAGAAGCAAAAACUGAUAGUUCUGCCAUAAAUGAUUCCACUGUAAUAAAAGCAACAGAAGUGCCACAUCAACUUGAAAGCACUGCGCAACUGAAUCAAAAUAACUCUGAUACAACAAUAAUUCAACCAGUUAGUGAAAAUAAGCCACAACAUUCAGAGGCGGUAACAAAUUCAGUAAAAGAUACUUCAGAAACGAUAUCAAUCGAAAGUUCACAAGCAGUUGGCUGUUCUGAUAAUACGUCAGUUGAAGUUCAAAAUUUAGUAGAAGGAAAAGAAGUAAAACCUAUUGAAGAAGCAAAAACUGAUAGCUCUGCCAUAAACGAUUCCACUGUAAUUAAAGCAACAGAAGUGCCACAUCAACUUGAAAACACUGCGCAACUGAAUCAAAAUAACUCUGAUACAACAAUAACCCAACCAGUUAGUGAAAAUAAGCCACAGCAUUCAGAACCGGUAGCAAAUUCAGUAAAAGAUACUUCAGAAACAAUAUCAAUCGAAAGUUCACAAGUGGUCGGCUGUUGUGAUAAUACGUCAGUUGAAGUUCAAAAUUUAGUAGAAGUAAAAGAGGUAAAGCAUAUUGAAGAAGCAAAAACUGAUAGUUCUAUGGUAAAUGAAUCCACUGAAAUAAAAGCAAAAGAAGUGCCACCUCAACUUGAAAAUACAGUACAACUGAAUCAAAAUGAACUCUCUUAUAUAAAAAUAACUGAACCAGUUAGUGAAAAUAAGCCACAGCAUUCAGAACCAGUAGCAAAUUCAGUAAAAGAUACUUCAGAAACAAUAUCAAAUGAAAGUUCACAAGCAGUCGGCUGUUCUGAUAAUACGUCAGUUGAAGUUCAAAAUUUAGUAGAAGUAAAAGCGGUAAAGCCUAGUGAAGAAGCAAAAACUGAUAGUUCUAUUGUAAAUGAAUCCACUGAAAUAAAAGCAAAAGAAGUGCCACCUCAACUUGAAAAUACAGUAGAACUGAAUGAAAGUGAACUCUCUGAUACAACAACAACCCAAUCAGUUAGUGAAAAUAAGCCACAGCAUUCAGAACCGGUAGCAAAUUCAGUAAAAGAUACUCCAGAAACGAGAUUAAUCGAAAGUUCACAAGCGGUCGGCUGUUCUGAUAAUACGUCAGUUGAAGUUCAAAAUUUAGUACAAGUAAAAGAGGUAAAGCCUAUCGAAGAAGCAAAAACUGAUAGUUCUAUGAUAAAUGAAUCCACUGAAAUAAAAGAAAUAGCAGUGUCAUCUCAUUCUGCAAAUAUUGCGCAACUUAAUCAAAAUAAACUCUCUGAUACAACAAUAACCCAACCAGUUAGUGAGAAUAAGCCACAGCAUUCAGAACCGGUAGCAAAUUCAGUAAAAGAUACUUCAGAAACAAUAUCAAUCGAAAGUUCACAAGCGGUCGGCUGUUGUGAUAAUACGUCAGUUGAAGUUCAAAAUUUAGUAGAAGUAAAAGCGGUAAAGCCUAGUGAAGAAGCAAAAACUGAUAGUUCUAUUGUAAAUGAAUCCACUGAAAUAAAAGCAAAAGAAGUGCCACCUCAACUUGAAAAUACAGUAGAACUGAAUGAAAGUGAACUCUCUGAUACAACAAUAACCCAAUCAGUUAGUGAAAAUAAGCCACAACAUUCAGAACCGUUAACAAAUUCAGGAAAAGAUACUUCAGAAACAAUAUCAUUCGAAAGUUCACAGGCGGUCGGUAGUUCUGAUAACACGUCAGUUGAAGUUCAAAAUUUAGUAGAAGUAAAAGAGGUAAAACCUAUUGAAGAAGCAAAAACUGAUAGUUCUGCCAUAAACGAUUCCACUGUAAUUAAAGCAACAGAAGUGCCACAUCAACUUGAAAGCACUGCGCAACUGAAUCAAAAUAACUCUGAUACAACAAUAACCCAACCAGUUAGUGAAAAUAAGCCACAGCAUUCAGAACCGGUAGCAAAUUCAGUAAAAGAUACUUCAGAAACAAGAUUAAUCGAAAGUUCACAGGCGCUCGGCUGUUCUGAUAAUACGUCAGUUGAAGUUCAAAAUUUAGUAGAAGUAAAAGAGGUAAAACCUAUUGAAGAACCAAAACCUGAUAGUUCUGCCAUAAAUGAUUCCACUGUAAUAAAAGAAACAAAAGUGCCACCUCAACUUGAAAAUACUACGCAACUGAAUCAAAAUGAACUCCUUGCUACAACAAUAACUCAACAAAUUAAGGAUCUUUUUAAUAUUGAAGAAAUGCGCGAGAAACAACAACUUGCUUCAGAAACUGGGGAUGGUUCGAAAACAGAUUUUAUAAUACCACCACCAUUUGACUUCUCAAAUGAAAUAAAUCUGGAAGCGGCACAGUUAGAUAUAGUACAAGCAUCAAAGUUAAAUAAUCCAAUAAAUCUCGAAACUACGAACAAUGAAAUUUUACAAAAAAAUUUAGUACAAAACGAAUUAGAAGACUAUCAAUCAAUAAAUGAGAAAAAUAUGCUGGAAAAAUAUAUAGAAAACGAGGAAACAGAACAAGAGAAUAUUGGCGAAGGGUCUAAAAAUCUUAAAUGUGAUAAUAUAAUAGAUAAAGAAACAAUACCGCUUAAUUUCGAACAUAAAAAUAAUAUCAUCGAAGAUCCGCCGUCCUUGUCACAACCUGGAGUAAAAAAUAUCAUUAUUGAUGUAUCGUUAACACAGGGUCCAAUCUUAAAUAAACAAUCAUCGAAAGAAAAUCAAAUGGUAACAGAUUUUUUAAAUAAUAAAAAGCCAAUUGAUUUACCUGAAAGUUUAGACAAUAAAAUAAAUUCCCAGGCUUCGUCUGAAACAACCCAACCUUUCCAAAGUACUAUAUCAAUUGCCAGAGAAAUAAAAUCACAUGAAGAACAUAUUUCAUCAUCUGGAGAACCUUCCAGAGUGGAGAUUUUAAAUAUUCUACCGAAAGAAGAAAUACCACAUGAAAACUCCUUAAUUUUAACUUCUGCAAUAAGCAAUCAAACAGAGAAAGAAAUCAAUUUGACAACAGGUGCUACAAAAAAAAAAGAAUUGUUUGAUGUACCUGACCUACAAAGUGAAAUCAACGUAGUAUCUGAUAAUAGUUCAUUUCCUCUCGAUAAAAUUAAUACGCCGAUACUUAAAAGCAUAGAUUCAGAUGAAAAUAGAUCAGUUUUAUUUGAAAAAAUUUCUGAUAGUCAACCAUUAAAUGAAUCAAAUGAGCAAAGUAAAUUAUUGGAAGAAUUAGAGGACGAAAAAUCUGUAGAUUUAGAAAAAACUUUAUCACUCGAAAGAACAAGCUCUGAUUCUACAAUUACAGACGAAAGUACUCAUACAAUUUUAGAUGCAAACGAAGAAGCACAAAUCGCAAAGGAAAAUUAUAAUCAGCAUUUAACAAAAGUUUAUGUAAACGGUAAUAGUGAACAAGAAGUUGUUUUAUGCGACGAAUCUUCUGAUAUUGAUAAUGUAGUGCAUGAAAGUAAACAAGUAACAAAUAAUAUGGAAGAUAGUGACCGUAAUUUACUUGAUAAUAAAAUAUCAACCUUAACAAUAAAUAUUAGUAGUAACAACCUAACAACUAGUGAUAAAAUUACUGAUUCAAACAAUAACAUAAAUACUAACACUGUAACAAAAAUUGAUAAUUCAAAAAUUCUGGACGAUGGUACUAACAUACCUAAUGAACAAUUUAAUAAACCUAAUCCUGAAAAAAAUACAUCUCUAGAGCUCACAAAUAUUAACACAAUACCAAAAUUAAUAGAUACUAAAAAAACUGAGGCAUUUUGUGGAACCUUGGAUAUGUCUGAUGAAGACGAUCAAAAUGUUUCUUUAAUACCAGGAUCCAUAGCAGAACGAGAGCACAAAAAAUGGUAUAAUGCUGUUGAAAUGCCAAAUAAUCCAUAUGCCCCUGAAGCUUUGCUACGACGACUUGAUACAGGACCACAAAAGCCAUUGGAUAUACCAGACAAACGUGUUUCAACACCAAUUACUACACCCGAGGAAGAGAAAAUAACUGAAGCAGAACUAAGUGCAAAAAAUGUUGAUUUAUCAAUAUAUAGCCGUGAUUAUUAUGUUCCAUCUCCAACAUCGAAUACAACAAAAAGUAAACUUAUAAAAAUGCAAGUCAUCGAUAGGGAUUCAUUAGAGGACAAAAGUUUAGAGGAAAAUAGUUUUACAUCAUUAUCAGACGAAAAAACACAAACUUUAUCAUUACAAAACAAUAAACACAAUAUUAAUAACACUUUAAAUAACAAAAGCGAUAUAUUUUCGGCUAAAUUAAUUCAAAUUGUUGAUUCAACUGAUGAAGAACAAUGUAAAAAUGUUAACGAAUUAAGAGCAGAUUCAUCACCAUCAGAUAUUUCAUUGACUAAUAGUUUAUCAUUAAGUGAAGAUUCUGAUACAUUAAGAAUUUAUAAUUUAAAUAAACAGGAAACAACAUUAAUAACAAAAGAAAAUCAAUCAAAGCAACAAUAUGGUAUGAUAGAGGAAUUAGAACAAAAUAAUAAUAUGACGCGAACGCCACCAAAUACUCCUAUAACACCAACAACAACACCAUUACCGACACCAAAGACACGACCAAAUGAAUUGAAAUUAUCAUCAGCAUCUAGUCAGUCACCCUGCAAAACUGGUAAAACAGCAAUGGCUUUAACACCACAAACUUUUAAAUUUUUACACCCGAAACGUAAAAUAAUUGAACCAUCUCAGAUAAUGACACAAGAACAAUAUUCAACACCACCCGAAACCCCAGAUAAGCCAGUGAUUGAAGAAGAUGUUGUGAACUCAUUGCCAUCAGUUAAGGCGCUAGCGAGAGCUUUUUUAUUAACGUCAGGAGCGACAACAAUUCCUGAUGACAUUUCAACUAUGUCAUUAACCGAACCUAAUAAUAAUGAAAUAAAAAUUGAAUGUAGAAAAAAAUCACCACUUGAAGAAAGUUCAUCAGUUCCAGUACAAGAACCUUCAGUUAAACAAAUAUACGAUGGGAAUCAAAAUAAUUUGAAAAAUCUUGAAAGACCAAUAAGCCCAGUUUUGAAACCAGGAAAACUGAAAGAUAACAUUGCUUUCUUUGAAAAUUUAAAGAAACAUUAAUGAUUAUUUUGAGGUCUUCAUAAAAAUUUUUAAUAAAAAAACCAAUACAAUUACUAAUAAUAAGCUAUGCAUUCAACAUAAGUAUAGUUUUCAUAGUUAUUUUUUUUUUCAAAAUUAUUGUUUAAAAAAGAAAAAUGUAAUUUUUUUUAAACGUGCAUAGAAUCAAAUUCAAAUUAAUAUUUUAUAAGAAAGUAGCAGUAUUAGAAAGAAUAAAUUUCACAAAACGUGUGGGAUUUCAUAAAAUAAUUUGGGCGAAGCUACUUAAAUCAGAUAUCAUGAUAUUAAAUAUAUAACUAUAUUAACUAAACAAUUUAAUAUUAAAAAAUAGUUAAAUGAAUGAAGUUAUAAAAGUAUUUAGCUUCCAAAUACAUAAUUUACUUACAUACAUAAUUAGGUUGCAUACUGGUUACAAAAUGUGAACUUUGCUUCAUUUAUCUGUUUCUUUCCACGCUAUUUUUAUCUUCUAGAGUAUCUAAUUCAUUUCAUAAAUUAAUAGAAAACAUAUCUUUGAAUGACUCAUUGUACUCCUAUAAAUUUGAUAUUUCGGCAAAUAUUUCCAAUUUCAAAAUUUAUAUGGUUUAUAUUCAAUCACUUGUUAUUCAAACAUAUUUGAAUUUUACUAUGCAUUCUUUCUUAUUUUUACCUCCUGGAUUGAUUAUCUAAAAGUAAAUUUAAAUUAUCAAAUAUAAUUAAUACGAAAAAUUAAAGGAUACGAAAAUUAAAGUUAAUUAGGUGAAAUAGUUGGCCAUAAUGAUCAAGAGAUCAGAUAGAGCAACGAAUAAUAAUCGAAAAAAUAAAACAAAUUUAAUAUAAAAAACGAAUUGGAUACUCGUCAUGAUAAAUGAAAUCUAAAUAUAAAAUUAUCAGAUUAAUUUUACGUAAUUUUUUCUCUAUAUUGUUGUUUUAUUCUAAUUUAGGUAUAUUAAACCAAUGUACUUUAUAUUUAUUUAAAAUUUUGAUUAGAAAACCAUUUUGGUAACCAAAACUUAAUUAUGUAAUGAAAUCUAAUAAUUCAAAAACCAAAGCGAAAAAAAUCUAUUCACUAAAAAAUGUGCCAUUAACACUUUAAUUACACUUCAGAUUUAAUAAAUACUCUAAAACAAACAAGAUUAUUUUAGAAUCGAUAUUUAUAUAUAUAAUUAUUUUUAUAAAUCUUAUAAACUUUUAAUGUUUUUUAUUUAAAGAUGUUUGUAAAUACAUAUAAAAUUUAUAAUUAAUAGAUGCAGUUGAAAAUGAAGAAUAAAAUUACCUUAAUCCAUUGAAAGUUAUAUUCAU